Messenger RNA from Spirodela intermedia, 4444 nucleotides. The record is from the annotation of a GenBank genome assembly. NCBI's taxonomy places the organism in Eukaryota, Viridiplantae, Streptophyta, Magnoliopsida, Alismatales, Araceae.
AUGGAGGGGGGAUUUUCGCCGUCGACCCUGUGUAGGGGGGUCAUCCUCGUCGCCGCAUGUCUCCUCCUCCUCCUCACGGUCGGCGCUACCCCCGUGCACUACUGCGGUAGGGGACUGCGCUCCCUGCUUCCGUCUUACCGUCCUCCCCCUUCAUCUCGCGUCUCCUUCCCUUUCUCUCUCUCUUUCUCUCUAGAUCAAUUAGUAAAUACAUCUAUCUAUCUCUCCCUUUAUGGGUCCGUAUCGCUAUGGGAAUGGAAGAAACUGGAGGCCUGAUCCCCCCACCGACGGAAGAUUGACAUCGGGGAAGGAGGUUUCUCUUCGCCUUCUCCGAACUCUCGUUUGAAUUUCCAUUAAAUCCGAUUCUCUGGGCAGCCGGUGGUGGCCGUCCUCCUCGGGUGUCAAGAAAAGGGUAUUCCGCGCGAGUUUCUCGCGUUUGCCCUGAGGAGAAUCAGGCUCUCUCAAUACAGCCCUUUCGUCGCUCCUCCUCUCCGAGAAUAACCAUUCAUGCAGAAGGGGGGUCCAUGACGGUACCGUGCUGCAUGCUUUAGAUGAUGACCGAUGUAGCGAGGUUAUCGUAAAGGAUUUAAGUAGCUGGUUCUUAUGCCAUACGCCUUCUCACAAGGGAUCCUAUCUUUUUUUGUUGCUGUUCCUUUCAUUCGGGCUAUCUUACGAGCGAAUCGGCGAUGCUUAUACUUCUUGCUUUCUCUCUGCAUGUGUCUUCUUUUUUUCCAGAUAAGCAAGCUGAUUAUGCCGUUAAGGUGAAGGGAGUGCAGAUCAACCCCAAUCCAGUCGUACGGGGCAAGCCGGCGAAGUUCAGCCUCUCGGCAAUCACGGGUAUUAGCGCAAUAUUCAAACCAUUAUUAUCACUUUUGUUAUCUUCAUCUAUCAAGCUUCCGAACUUAUCCGGCUCCGUAUGAUGGUCGUUGAACCGGGGGGGGGGGCGGGGGGGUCAUCUCAUAUUGAUCUCCGCGCUCUCCUUGGAAGUUGGAAGCUAGUCUUUGCUUCUGUGUAAAUAAUGGAUGAGAUCCAUGUCUGAACAGGACCAAGCUCAUGUAAAUAAUGAAUGCCGUGUAACUUUUUUCUAGGACGAGAAUGGGACCAAGCUUAUUGUUUAGGAAAUGAGCUCAGUUGAGGGGAACAGGGAAAGGUGAUGGCUGGGUCCCCGAAUGGGAUAUAUUUGGGAUUGAGGGGAUGACGCAAUCAGAACGCUGCAGCGCACUACUGCUCAGGAAUAGAAAGAAAUCGGUGCAUAAAUCCUUGUUGGUUAAAGGGACUGGAUGAGCGAUUGAGAAAUCCCAUUUGGUCUGCAUGUAGAAUGAUGCAACUUUGGUCAGGAGUGAUCGAUUUAGUCGGUUCGAUCGCUUAUGGAUUGGCGUUUAUGUGCCCGCCUGUUGAUUAUUUCCUCAUAAAUGUUCCAGCAGAUUAGUAGAUUUUUCUCCAUAAUUCAGAAAGAAAUUCCCUUCAUAGGUCUGCCAUUGAAAGCUCUCCUCUUUGUGAUUGAGGAUGGUAGUCUCAUAUACAUUGGAAUGUUCAUCUAAUGGUACCCAACAAACAUCGAUACGCGAGACAAGACAUUGUUAAUUCCUUCGGAAUAUCACUUGAAUGGCGACUUAUUUAUUACUUCAUUCAAUCAGCUAAAAAUUACAUGGACUAGCCUCAAAAACACGGAAAACUCAAGUUCAGCAGCAGAAAAUGUUGCGCUGUUUCAGUCCCUGGAGUAAGUGGGUGGGCCAGUGGAGCUCAUGGCAGAUUUCCAUAUCGCUCGCCUAUAGUGCAGCCUCGUGUGCUAUUUAAUCUGUCUGGACAAUAAUCUCGGUUUGCUGGUGGCCAGCCUGGUUUGCUAUACUUUCAAGCUAAUUAGUCUUCAAGAAUGCACUAGAACCAUUGAUCUUGUGGGCCAGGCUCAUCUAUCAUUCGAUCCCAUCAGUAGCUCAUAUCCAUGCUCCUCGGAUUGAUUUAAACCAUUGUAGGCAGCUUUACUUGAUGGUCGUGUGUAGGUGCUCCAUCUUCCUCUCAGUGAAUUGUAAUGCAGCAUCAUCACCUGCCUGUAGCUUUCUUUCCCACCUCGCAAUGCUCAAUCAGAACGAUUGCGUUUUCUCUGGUUCUCACUUCCUCUCGGCGAGAAGAAUCUUCCUAGAUCUCUGUAUCUACGUAGUAGAUUAUACGCACAUGACUAUGUUAUUCUCCGAGCUUCAUAUUUCAUACGUUUCCCCUUGGGUCAGGAGCGUCAAAUCCUCCAUCAGUAUAGGUGGUGACGUUGCAUAGUUUUUGGUUGCUUGAGAUGUUUGCUCGCUAGAGUUAGCAGGUCACAGCAUCUUGAGGGAACGGGCCCCAAAGGAAUAUGAUAGCAACAGGGAGAUGUGGGGGACUUGGUUGAACUGUAAACGAACCACUCUUAUGAUCUUCCUGGCUGUGGGUGAGUGUGACAUGACAGAGGCAAGUCCUGAUGGAUCGUGGAGGCCAAGAGAAAGGAGGGAAACGGCCAUCAAGACUUGCUAUUUUGUCAUGUGAAUGAAACCCUGACUGGGACAGCUGAUUGAUAGGAAGAGGAUGAGGGGCCUCAUUGCACCUGCGUCUCACCCUCUCUUUCAUCUUGUUCUGGAUCCGCAUAAGAAAGUCAAUUGUUGUUUACAUUCCUUUCUCAAAUAUCAUGUAUGUCUCUCCUCGGCUGAGCUAUCUAUUUCAGAGGGUGACCGCAUCCACAACAUGUCUCUAGAUCCUAUGACAUACCAUGGGCCGAUGCCAAUGACUAGAUGGAUCUCAUCGAUCGGAGAUCGGUAUAGUCACUGCAUGCACAGUCUAAUAUAUUGCAACUGCCAAAUCUUAUGAAUGACAUAAGGAGGAUGCAAAAAGAAAAUUUCCUAAUGGUACUCCCUACUCUCGGCAUAAACUGCACGCAAUGCGAAUGUUAUUAGUAGGUGCAGGGGAAGUCUUCAAGGCCGGAAUCUUUACUUUGAGCCGCAUUUGACUUCCUAAUGCCUCCACAUCCCAUGUAAUGUGAUCGGUUGAUUGGACUGAGGAAAUAUCCUCUUUUUCUCUUCUCUAAGAUGUGAUUCACGACUAAGAAAGUCAACUCAAAAGGUCGUCGAAUUAUCGAAUCUUCCCAUCCCAAAGUUCCUUCGUGAACUUUGCCCACCCUGAAAGGAAGUUGAUUCUGCCCCUAAGAGCUGAUGUCUUUCCAAAAAUAGCUUUCUCGCUUGUUGCUUGAAUAAAAUCUCUAGACCAGAUGCUACCAAGUAUAUUAUCCCCGGCUCUACGUCUUUUGCAUUACGGAGCUUCCGAUCCUCCAAAAGUACUAUUUCUUACGAAACUGGGAGUGACUUAGAGUCGAAUUUUUCUUGUUGUCUUUAUUGAUAAUGCAUCAACCCCCUCAGUUGGCUGGCCUGAUGGCUUCUUCCAGUCCGAAAAAUUUGGGCAUCUCUACUGUCAAGUAACUUGUAUUCAGGCCACUGUAGAAACUCUUGAUGAAACGAAAUCACCCUUUUAGCUCAGUGGUAGAAGUCAUCAAGUUGUUAGGACUUUACUUACAUAAAGGUGGUUCUAACUGGUGGUGAAAUCAUGAGUCUGUCUCGCAGAUGUUUCCGGUCCUGCAAUAAGUUAUGAUUCCCUGCCAAUAAAUAUGAAGGUUCAACUCUUCAGGUUCACCAUAAAGAUUGUUUCUUAGAGUAAUCUAGCUUCUUGUGCUCAUGAUCUCUUCCGACUCGGGGUGAUUUGUGCUUCCCCCCUCUUCUGACAAUAGAUAUGAGAUUUGUAUGAGUAGAGUCGUAAAUUGUGCUUCAUUUUGUAAUUGAUUUCAAUGUAUAUAUAGAUUUGAGAAAUUUUCAGCUCGAAAGGAUGGGACAUUUACAGGUUUUCACAGUCAUCUUUGGUGAGAAAAAACCAAAAUGCUUUGCUGUUGGUGACGACUGUGGACUAGAGAUCUGGGUUCCCCAGUUUUUGAGAAGUUGGAGAUCCUCUCGAUUCUUUCCUUGACUUCGUCUCAUGGUUGAUGGACCUGUUCUUGUCUCAUGUUACAGAGGAUGCCAUACCCGGCGGGUCGCUGAUCAUCGACGUGAAGUAUUUUGGGGUGCACAUCCACCAAGAGACGCAUGAUCUCUGUGAGGAAACUUCCUGCCCUGUCUCAGGGGGGAACUUCCUGAUCUCGCACGAUCAGGUCCUCCCGGCGUACACGCCACCGGUAAGACGCGGGCCUCUCUCCAUCUUUCUUUGCCUCCGUUCCUGGUUUCCGUGGAUGAUGAUGAUAAUGAUGAUGCCCUUCUGGCCCGGACUUCAGAGGUGAGAAGGUGAGAGGUAUACGACGCUCUGACGUCUCUGUUUGUGGCUUUCUCCUGGCCAGGGAUCGUAUACGCUCACCAUGAAGCUGUUGGGCCAAGACGAGAGCCAGUUGUCGUGCGUGAGCUUCGACUUCAAGAUCAGGGUUGGCUCCCCGGUUGACGACGACUGA